UCACUAACGUCAAACGUGUGGCGCCCUCUGUUUCUCUAUCGCGAUCCGUCAAACAAGACGGACGUUUGUCGUGCUACUUUUCCAAAGAAUUUCGUAAUUUUUCAUCCCAACUAAAGUUCCCGUGCAAAUACAUCCGAAAUGCCGAAAAAUAAAGGUAAAGGAGGUAAAAAUCGUAGGAGAGGAAAGAAUGAGAACGAAACAGAAAAGCGUGAAUUGAUUUUCAAAGAAGAUGGUCAAGAGUAUGCACAAGUAGCUAAAAUGCUGGGCAACGGUAGGCUGGAGGCCAUGUGCUUUGAUGGUGUCAAACGUUUGUGCCAUAUCAGAGGGAAACUUAGGAAAAAGGUUUGGAUCAAUCAAGGGGACAUCAUCCUAAUAGGUCUAAGAGAUUACCAAGAUGCCAAAGCUGAUGUUAUUCUUAAAUACACCCCAGACGAAGCGCGUAACUUGAAAACCUAUGGAGAAUUUCCAGAAUCCGUUAAGAUUAGUGAUUAUGUCACUUUUGUUGAGAACGAUCUGGACGAGGAUAUUGAAUUCGGUGAUGAUUAUAGCUCAGGAGAUGAAGCAGAUCCUGUCGAUGGUAUCUGAUGUGAAGAUUUAGAUAAUAUACACAAGACAUCUUUUUAAAAUUUAGUUUUCUUUCUCAUAUUUAAAGUUACACCAAUCACAAGCCGGUUUGGUGCUUCGACUUGAGAGAAGAAUUAACUGCUGUUGCUCAUAAAAAGAAACAAGGAACACAUCAACCAGAUGUUCUCUGUUUUUCUCUCAAGUUGCAGUUUUUUUUUUUGUUGACCCAAUAUAACAUAGUUAGAAAUAAAUUAUCGUUACUCUCUCCCUGACCUGUGUAUUAUAGUUCAGUUUAUAUAAAUGAUUUUUAAGCUCGGAUAUUUAAAUAACUUUUAUUUUUCUAAGUUAAGGAUAUUUAUACUUGUCUUAUUCAGUUAUUUUGCAAUAUUAUGCUGUAGGAUUUGCUAUGGCCCUAAAUUUUCUGGUUAUAAAAUUUGUAAUAUCAAGUAGCUUUUGAUUGUUUUAUAUAUAUUUUUUUGUUUGUUUGGAAAAUAUAGAAGAAAUGUGUAAAAGUA
This is a messenger RNA of Anthonomus grandis grandis, 1079 nucleotides long. It is a transcript of the gene eIF1A, whose product is annotated as eukaryotic translation initiation factor 1A, X-chromosomal. Gene Ontology annotation, cellular component: cytoplasm. The coding region runs from base 139 to 585 and encodes 148 amino acids. The transcript has 3 exons. NCBI's taxonomy places the organism in Eukaryota, Metazoa, Arthropoda, Insecta, Coleoptera, Curculionidae. Gene Ontology annotation, biological process: translational initiation. The record is from RefSeq and is a predicted model, not a curated record. Gene Ontology annotation, molecular function: RNA binding; translation initiation factor activity.